AUGGCGACCGAGGCAGCGUCGGAAAUCCCCCAAACAGAGCGGGUCUUGCCCAGCUUCAAGCCGCAACAGCUCUCCUUCCCCUUACCCAAAGCUCUUCACACCACCGGCCAUAUUCAUUUGAGCUUCUUGGGUCACUGUGUGAUGGUGUUCCUGGCAACCUCGACGCCCGGUGACUCGGCAGGGUCGGUGAAGUCGCUGGGAAGCUUUGUCUACGCCAUGCCUGAUCGCACAUCCUCCAAAUCAACUAUCGCCACGACGAUUUACACCUCACCAUCAAGCAUCGAGUACACAACUCGUGUGGCAAAGAUUAUCACCCGUCGUAUCGGCAUGCCUAUCUACGUGGGAUGCAGUAUUGACACCAAUGCGCUAGGCUUGCAGGUCGAGGAGGAGAUGGAGGGUUUGACGCACAUUGUCAACCUGGUGGUGGAGAAAUAUGAAGCGCAAAAACAGUAA
Molecule: messenger RNA, 453 nt
Organism: Penicillium argentinense
Lineage: Eukaryota; Fungi; Ascomycota; Eurotiomycetes; Eurotiales; Aspergillaceae
Product: proteasome assembly chaperone 4 family protein
Exons: 2
Coding region: 1-453 (150 amino acids)
Biological process (GO): proteasome assembly
Source: RefSeq, a predicted model, not a curated record